AUGACGUUGAUAUUUUCAUCAGGCAGACAUGAACAUGUUCAUCAUACAGGAAACUACUUCCGCAGUGAUGAGCUCGAAGCAUUACAAUCUCAGAUAAUUUAUAAACAAAGGUUCCUGGAUUACGCCAAGGAAGACAUCCUUCACAUGACACCACCAAACUUUCUACCGAAGCUGAAGAACCCAUGCUGGUAUAAACAAAAAAAAGACAAAAAUGGAUCAUUGACACUGAGUUGUGUACCAUACUUCAUGUUAUUAGGACAGAAAAAAUGCGGAACAACAGAUCUAUUUGCUAGUAUUGUUACUCAUCCUGAUAUAAUUUCACCCAAAGGAAAGGAACCACAGUUCUGGGCUAGAUUUCGUCACUGUUAUUGCUGUGGAAACCUGACCUAUCAAUUCCGAUGUAAAAAACCUAACAAAGCACGGAAUUGGGACGAUUAUGUCAAUUACUUCGACAGCACAGCAAAGAAAAUACAACAUUUGCUGACUGGUACGACAUUGGCGGAGAAAAAGCGUAGUAGAGAAAUCAUCACGGGAGAGGCGUCGCCUUCGAAUUUAGAAGAUAAUCGAUGGUGGUGGAACUAUGCAGUGAACCAGUAUGAUACUGAACCUCCGGCUCUGACAAACGCCAAUUAUAUACACCGUUUCAUGCCCAAUCUGAAAAUGAUUAUCAUUCUCCGGAACCCUGUGUCAAGGUUGUAUUCUGACUACUUGUUUGUCAGCGAAGGAGAAGUGUCGGCAAAACGAUUCCAUCAAGAAGUGCUAAAGGAAAUACGUUCAUUCCAGAGCUGUUCUAGUUACCACGAUAUUCGAUAUUGCCUGGAUCACAACUCUUUUAAUGAGGGAAAUGUGACUAGUUCGGUACCCCUAAGCAAUGGGUUCUAUGUGGUAUUCAUCAAAGAGUAUAUGAAGUUUUUCCCUCGAAACCAGUUUCAUAUAAUACGACUUGACGAGUAUUCCAAAAACAAGUCGGAGGUCAUGAGGAAUAUUUUUCGCUUUCUAGAUGUGGGUGACGUAAAACAACAAGUAAGAAAUACCUCAAAAAACAGCAGAAAGAAAAAAGGCUCAGACACUCGAGACAUGUUACCGGAAACACGUUCCUUACUAACUGAAUUCUACCAACCAUACUUAGUUCAGCUAGCCGAUCUACUGGGGGAUGAGCGGUACCUCUGGAAGGAUUAGAUAACAAUCAUUAUGACGAAACGCAUUAAAAGUUGUUCAUGGGUUCAUAUUGUUACAAAGUGUCACAUCCUAAUUGUGUCCUGGGAUUCAACAACAACAGUCCCAGCCUCCUGAAUUAGCAAACUUUUUAAUUGAACGCCGGGCAGCGUUUACGUUUACGAUAACA
Mizuhopecten yessoensis (Yesso scallop) is the source of this 1345-nucleotide messenger RNA. RefSeq names its product carbohydrate sulfotransferase 15-like. Gene Ontology annotation, biological process: hexose biosynthetic process. The coding region runs from base 1 to 1179 and encodes 392 amino acids. Lineage: Eukaryota; Metazoa; Mollusca; Bivalvia; Pectinida; Pectinidae. The record is from RefSeq and is a predicted model, not a curated record. Gene Ontology annotation, molecular function: N-acetylgalactosamine 4-sulfate 6-O-sulfotransferase activity. The transcript has 8 exons.